Sorghum bicolor (sorghum) is the source of this 1770-nucleotide messenger RNA. Its product is annotated as peroxisome biogenesis protein 2. The record is from RefSeq and is a predicted model, not a curated record. Lineage: Eukaryota; Viridiplantae; Streptophyta; Magnoliopsida; Poales; Poaceae. The transcript has 8 exons. Gene Ontology annotation, molecular function: zinc ion binding. Gene Ontology annotation, cellular component: peroxisomal membrane. The coding region runs from base 275 to 1465 and encodes 396 amino acids. Gene Ontology annotation, biological process: protein import into peroxisome matrix.
UGAAAUUGCCAACUUGACAUACCCGUAGUGGGCGGAGCAGAGGUGGGUAACUGGGCGAGCGGCGCAACCCUUUGGCCAGGUCCUCGUCGGCCCUUCGCCGGCGACGAGCAUCCAGCGCAUACUCCCCCUCCUUCCCCUUCCCCUGUGCGAAACCGAGCCACCCCAUAUCCACACUAAGCUAUUCCUAGUCACAACUGACCCAAUUUCGUGCACAUAUAUGAAUACCCACUAAAUUUCGAUUUUUUCCACAAUUAGUGGAUCCGCUCCUGCCCUCAUGGCCCAGGUCGGGUCGGCCACUGCCUCGGAGAGGCCGCCGCCGCAGGACGCAUGGGUCGUCGAGCUCCGCAGUCUCCUCCCGCAGUGGGAGUCGCUGCGGGAUUCCUCCAAGGUCAUUAUCCCGAUUUCAAUAUCUAGGGUGAACCAGUUUGAUGCUGCAAGGCUAGAUGUCGAGAUGUCGGCAGUGUUGAAAGAGCAGCUAGUCAAAGUGUUCUCCUUGAUGAAGGUGCUUUCUUUAUUAACUAUGCUGAUAUUUGUGUUGCUUGAGGCUUGCACAGAACUGAAGAGCACUGGUAAUUUUGCUUUCAGUUUUGAUGAUUUUUCUUCAUAUCAGCCAGGACUCUUAUUCCAAUAUGAGCCUGAACUUGAUGCUUUCCUCGAGUUCCUCAUCUGGAGGUUCUCAAUUUGGGUUGACAAGCCAACCCCUGGCAAUGCACUGAUGAACCUGAGGUAUAGAGAUGAGCGGGCAGCACCCUUGACUGGAAAAGAAGUUAGAACAGGUUUGGAAGGACCUGGGCUUUCUGUUUCUCAAAAGAUAUUUUAUUGUAUUAGCUUUGUUGGUGGCCAAUAUAUAUGGUCACGAUUACAGUCUUUUUCUGCUUUCCGUCGAUGGGGUGAUUCUGAACAGAGACCACUAGCAGGCCGUGCUUGGGCAUUAAUGCAGAAUGCUGAAGUAUUGUAUAGGGCUGCUUCAUUCUUUAACCUAUUAUUGUUUCUUUAUGGUGGGAGGUACAAAACUAUUGUAGAAAGGAUUCUGAAGGCAAGACUUGUUUAUGGGAGCCCCAACAUGAAUAGAGCUGUUAGCUUUGAGUACAUGAAUCGCCAGCUGGUCUGGAAUGAGUUUUCGGAAAUGUUGCUUUUGCUUCUUCCCCUUCUAAACUCAUCCUCAGUAAAGAAGUUCCUUCUCCCCUUCUCCAAAGAUAAGUCGGCAGGUUCUUCUGGUGAUGAGGCAGACUGUCCUAUAUGUCGGUCCAGUCCUAGUAUUCCAUUUAUUGCUCUUCCAUGUCAGCACAGCCAGAAAGCAUUUGGAUUGCAUGUGAGACUAUCUCGGGGUCUGCGCCAGCAAGGAUUUUCCUUGUUCACAAGGGAGAGCGAGUUUAGCUUGCCUGCACUGGAAAGACUUGCCUUGCUGGGCGAGGUAUUGCUACUAUUGCCUACGCACGCGUUGUUCUGCUACAAAUUCCUAUAGAUGCACACGUUGUAACGAGGUGGUUGUUGCAAUUCAAAGAUUAGGAUCAGUUUAGUUUGCUAGUUGGGUUAAAGAUAAAUAAUUAUGGCGUGUGUCUACAGAGAAGCAGCACUUUGGUCUUUCAUACAGUUAGAACUUAGAAAUUUCGAUGCUCCAUUGAGGAUGGGCAUCAUGAAAUGUACAUGUAAUUGCCCCAAGUGUGGACAGUUUUGAUACCAUGAAUUACUUGUUGUAUAUUGAAUGAAUGAAUGUCACAGAACUUACACGGAUUCACUACUAACUAAUGAGGAUUUCUCUACUACUAA